AUGUGGUGUGCGGUGGGUGCGUGUCCGCGCAGCCGGCACCGUGUGCGGUGCAGGGCCAUUGCGGCAGUGCGUGUGGCGCUGCUCGUUGUGUUGGCGCUGGUUGCGGCGGCGGCGUGGAUGCCC
Molecule: messenger RNA, 123 nt
Organism: Trypanosoma cruzi
Lineage: Eukaryota; Euglenozoa; Kinetoplastea; Trypanosomatida; Trypanosomatidae
Product: dispersed gene family protein 1 (DGF-1), putative
Exons: 1
Source: RefSeq, a predicted model, not a curated record